AGGCUGUGAUGACGUCAGAUAUAUGCGACUCACCUAACAACAUGCGGGGAAGAUGCGUUGACUGGAGCCAACGUGCGGACUAACAAAACAUCACAUUCACUGAACGAAAUCGACAAAUACUAAAAAGUUGAGCUGGUGUCGCGAGCAUCAUGGCGAAUAUUAACUUUCACUUCAAAACGAAUUAUGUUGUUUCGAGUAAGAUCGAGCCAUUCUAUAAAGGAGGAAAAGUGCAGAUCAGCAAGGAUGAGCAAUACAUCUUUUGCACCUGUGGCUCUCGUGUCAAUGUUUUGGAAAUCAGCACAGGGAAGAUCGUCCACAGCAUUGAGCACGAUGAUCAAGAGGACAUCACAUCGUUUGCGCUAAGCUGUGAUGACGAGAUGCUGGUAACAGCCAGCAGAGCGCUCCUUCUCAAGCAGUGGGACUGGAGGCAAGCGCAGUGUACUCGCUCCUGGAAGGCCAUACACACUAUUCCUAUAGCCAGCCUGACGUUUGACUCCACCUCCACGCUCUUGGCCACAGGCGGUUGUGACGGCACUAUCAAACUCUGGGAUGUGGUGAAGCAGUACUGCACUCACAACCUGAAAGGCUCUUCAGGUGUUGUACACCUGGUUGAGUUCCACCCAGACAGCGAGCGUCUGCAGCUCUUCUCGUCCUCUCUGGACUGCGGCAUCCGGCUGUGGGACCUGCGCACCAGCCAGUGUGUGUUUGUGCUUCAGAGCCACUACAGCGCCGUCACUUCCCUCAGCUUCAGCCCUGACGGUGACACCAUGAUCAGUUCAGGGAGAGAUAAGAUCUGCACAGUGUGGGAUCUGAAGAGCCAGACAGCUAAGAGAACAGUACCCAUCUAUGAGGCUGUGGAGGGUGUUGUGAUCCUGCCUGCCAAAACAAACCUCUCUCAAAUUGGAGUCAAGAACAGAGACUUGCAUUUCAUCACAGCUGGCAGCAAAGGGCUGUUGAGAGUGUGGGAGGGCAGCACGGGCCGCUGUGUCUACAACCAGCCCCUCCCGUCCACGCUCGGCCCGUCCUCCGAGGAUGAGGAGGAGAAGGACGACGACGACCCCCGCAGUCUGACGUACUUGCUUCACCUGCCCGCCUCCGCCAGGCUUGCCACCGUCACUGCGGAGCACAACAUCGUGCUCUACCAGCUGCCUGAUCUCAGCACACAGCAGCAGUUUGUGGGUUACAGUGAUGAGGUGCUGGACGUAAAGUUCCUGGGUCCAAACGACAGCCACAUUGUGGUGGCGACCAACAGCUGCCAGCUCAAAGUGUUUGAGCUGCUCGCCAACAGCUGCCAGAUCCUCUACGGGCACUCGGAUACUGUGCUGUCGUUGGACGUCUUUAAAAAAGACUGUGUCUUUGCGAGCUGCGCAAAGGACAGGUCAGUGCGUGUGUGGCACAUGGACGCUGACAGCGGCCACGUUCGCUGCGUGGCAUACGGCACCGGCCACACAAACGCUGUGGGCUCCAUUUCCUGUUCCAGGAUGAAAGCGUCCUUCAUCGUGUCCGGCAGUCAGGACUGUACAGUCAAGGUGUGGGAUCUCCCUGCAGACUUGCUCGCCGCAGAAACGGACUUGCACCAGCUGGCUGCACGGGCCACAGAGAAGGCACACGAUAAGGAUGUCAACAGCGUGGCCGUUUCGCCCAACGACAAGCUGCUGGCGUCCGGCUCCCAGGACCGCACGGCCAAGCUGUGGUCCCUGGCGGGGGAGGGGACGGUGGACCUGCUGGGCGUGUUCCGGGGCCACCGCCGCAGCGUCUGGGCCGUCUGCUUCUCGCCCGUCGACCAGGUGCUGGCCACCUCCUCCGCGGACGGCGCCGCCAAGCUGUGGAGCCUGCAGGACUUCAGCUGUCUCAAGACAUUCGAAGGGCACGACGCAUCCGUGUUGAAGGUCAUCUUUGUGAGCCGAGGCACUCAGCUGCUCAGCAGCGGCUCGGACGGUUUGGUGAAGCUGUGGACCAUCAAGACCAACGAGUGUGUGAAGACGCUGGACGCCCACCAGGACAAAGUGUGGGGGCUCCACAGCGGCAGGAAAGACGACAAGAUGGUGACCGGGUCGGCCGACUCCAUCAUCACCGUAUGGAUGGAUGUGACGGAAGUGGAGCUUGCCGAGGAGCAGGCCAAGCGGGAGGAUCAGAUCAUCGAGCAGCAGAAGUUGUCCAACCUGCUCCAUGAGAAGAAAUACCUGAAAGCUCUGGGCCUCGCCAUCUCGUUGGACCAGCCGCACACUGUGCUGUCUGUAAUUAAAGCAAUCCGUCAAACAGGAGACAGUAGUGAGCUUCUGGAGAAGACCGUUUUGAAACUUCGAGUGGAUCAGAAAGAGUCGCUGCUGCGCUACUGUGGGGUGUGGAACACGAACGCCAGGAAUUGUCUGGAUGCCCAGGCUGUCCUCAAGGUUCUGCUCACGCAUCUCCCGCCUGACGAGCUGCUGCAGUACCAGGGCGCCCGCGCCGUCCUGGAGGGCCUCAUACCGUACACAGAGAGACACAUGCAGAGGAUCGGCCGUCUGCUGCAGGCGUCCAUGUUCCUGAACUACAUGUGGCAGAAGAUGAGAGUGGCCGGAGCGCCAUCCUGCGUUGAAGAAAUGGACACUUCGCCUCUUGGCUCUGAGCCCGUCUGUAUGAUCGACAAGGAGGCGGCGACGGGGACCGGCAAAGAAGGUAGCGGAAACGAUGGAGAUCCAAAUUGUCCCGCUGAGGAGGAAGGGCACGCCGACGCCGACGAGGUGAGCGCCACCGAGAAAAGCGCCACAAACGGCAACCACCGACCAGAGGAAGAGACUGAGGAGAGUUCUGAGGAAGACGAGGAGCCGGAUCAAAUGACAGUGAACGCUGCAAAAUGCUCGCCUCUCACCAGCUGACCGACUUCAUGAAGCUCGCACCCGCGGUCAGCGUUGCUCAUUCAAUGGAUCCAGCGAGCCAUUGAGGAAGCAAGGGGGAUGGUUAUGCGUUUACGCAUUAAGCGUGCCGCGAGUAAAAAAGCAGGAAGAAGAACCGACUCCAACAUCUCGACUGUACGCUGCCUCCCGCGGCAGAUAUCAACCAUGGCGGUUUUGUUCCUCCCAAUCGCCGGGUUCCUCUGCAGUCAUGCGAGAUAAGCAUGUUUUGUUUUUUUCUUUGUCAUGAUUCGGAAAUAACCAUCUUGUACUUUCUAAUUAAAAUCAAAGCGGUUGUAUUUAUAUACAGAAGUGGA
This is a messenger RNA of Phyllopteryx taeniolatus (common seadragon), 3190 nucleotides long. RefSeq names its product transducin beta like 3 (gene tbl3). Gene Ontology annotation, biological process: endonucleolytic cleavage in 5'-ETS of tricistronic rRNA transcript (SSU-rRNA, 5.8S rRNA, LSU-rRNA); endonucleolytic cleavage to generate mature 5'-end of SSU-rRNA from (SSU-rRNA, 5.8S rRNA, LSU-rRNA). The coding region runs from base 150 to 2858 and encodes 902 amino acids. Gene Ontology annotation, cellular component: 90S preribosome; nucleolus; small-subunit processome. The transcript is spliced from 23 exons. Gene Ontology annotation, molecular function: U3 snoRNA binding; protein binding. Lineage: Eukaryota; Metazoa; Chordata; Actinopteri; Syngnathiformes; Syngnathidae. The record is from RefSeq and is a predicted model, not a curated record.